AUGGUGUCAGCGGUGAGGGCAUUGCACUGUGAAGAGAAGCAGUAUCCAUCGAAGGAGGACCUCGUAGCCAUGGCCAAACGCCUGGUGAUCUACUAUCCCAUGCUCUCUGAUAAGCUCGACAUACAGCGUCCAUGGAUUGAAGUCUACAAACGACUGCAAAAGAGAAUCCACAAUGUUCGAUCACUGAAGAAAAGCCAGGGUGGCACUCCUGCAAGGGGGAAGAGAAAACGAAAACUGAAAUAUACGGAUGCCGAUGACACUGAUGAUUCCACCACAUCUACCAUUCUCUAUACGGCAAGCCCCAGCAGCACCCCUAGCACCCCUGAGGUCCACACUCCGCCCUCCACUCUCCCUGAGGUCCACACCCCAUCAACAAGCACUCCAGUGAAAUAUGCAGCUGUUGGACACGACAGUAGGAUGGCUCAGGCUAGGCACUACAGACAUCUUCAAGAGAUGUGCCGGAAGAAUAAGCAAAACCAAGACGAUGUCUCACAGCUCCUUGAACUUGAAUUUGAGGGAAGAAGGCAGUUCAUCGAUUCGGAGACCCUCAAGGAAGCCGACAGACCUGGCAAAAUCCUUGAGGCCUACUCGUGCUUCAAGAACAUAGACCAUGUUCUUGAGGAGCUGAGACGAAUAGUGGCGAAGGACAACGUGCAUUAUGUGAAAGAGCUGAAGGAGCGCUGGGCAGACUACAGAACCAAACUCUCCUUUUAUGGUGUCUAUAAGAAGGUCCUGAAGCCACCGAUGGGACUACCUGCUGAUGAGCAAGCCAUUGACCUGAUCAUCUCCCUGCCAGAUAUGUUCCCUUCUGGUUAUUACCCCGCACCAAAGAAGAUGUCAUCUCCAUCAGAGGCACUCAUUCAUGUUCUGCGGCCCACAGAGGCCCCAGAAAUGUAUCUGAGAAGACGGCCACUAGCCACACCGUUCAUCCUGGUAGGAGAGGAGGACUGCUUCCUCUGCGCCGGAAAUGCCCCUGUUGUGUCCUUUGGUAGGAGCAGUCUUGCUGAGUCGGUCCUGUACGUCAUGGCGUACUACUACGCAUUUCACAUGACGUAUCCAAAAUGUGUGUCAUCGGUUCUGUUAUUCCUUCAGACCGAGGUCUUGGGUGAUGCGAUUCAUGAGAAAGACCAAACAGCAGCUUAUAAGCGAACCCAUUCAAACCCCCGCUUCCUACCAUCUUUCUCUCAAAUGUCCGUUCGAUCCGCAACAAGGUGGAUGUGA
Messenger RNA from Gadus macrocephalus (Pacific cod), 1221 nucleotides. RefSeq lists its product as uncharacterized. Lineage: Eukaryota; Metazoa; Chordata; Actinopteri; Gadiformes; Gadidae. The coding region runs from base 1 to 1221 and encodes 406 amino acids. The record is from RefSeq and is a predicted model, not a curated record. The transcript has 6 exons.